Molecule: messenger RNA, 3198 nt
Organism: Paramecium tetraurelia
Lineage: Eukaryota; Ciliophora; Oligohymenophorea; Peniculida; Parameciidae
Exons: 5
Molecular function (GO): protein binding
Source: RefSeq, a predicted model, not a curated record
AUGAGCUUAUAGCGCGCAAAAAGAAAUGCUACAAAAAUAACGUAUAGUGUGGAGGAAGAAAAUGAAUCAGAUUCUUCCUCCAAGUAGAAUAAGAAGAAAUUAAAGAAAACCACCAAGGUGACAAUCACAGAAUGCAAGAAGAAAGUGAAAACUUAACCAUAGCUUCGUUUUAGUCCAAUUGCUUGGUCCAGAUUAAUGAAUGUUGGAAAAUUGCUAGGAUAGAUAGACACUGCAGGUAUUUUGAACAACGACGAGAUUGAUCCAACAAUUUAAUCGAAUGAUGUUGGAUAAGUGAAUAUUUAUAAGGAAUGGUUUGAGAGAGACUAUAUAUACGAAUUGGAUGAGAAAUCUAACUUAACUAAGCCAUUGGAGUUUUAAAGUAAUUUGCAUUAUUUGCAUCAAUUUGAGAAGCGCAUCCAAAAUAGAUACUACUGGGAUAAUGAGUAAGUUUGGAAGGAUCUGCGUAAAUUGUUUGGAAACACAUACAUUAGAUGUCGAAGUGCAUAGGAUUACAACUAUCUGUGUAAAGUCUGGUUGGAUGGUAAAGUGAAGAUCAAGCCAAUAAUGGAUGUAUUCAACAGUCAAAUCGAAGCCGAUGUGAAGAACUUAAUGGAAAUAGAUAAAGAAUUCAAGGUCUAAACCACUAAAUGGCCAGUGAUUCCAGACAAGAAGGAUAUUCGGUCAUAUUAGGAGAUUUACAAUUAUGAACCUAAUCCAAAUCAAGAACCGUAUAUAGAGUAGAUAAGGGAGAAGCUAUCGACAUCUAAGAGACCUGUAAAAUGUGAUAAGGAUUGUGUUUGUUUUGAUUUGAGUAAAAUGGGAGCAUUUUCAUAUGUCAAUAUCACUUGGGAUUCUGAAUGUCCGAAUAGAAAAAAUAGAGUGGAGUGUCUGGAACAUGAAGGAACAGAAUAACCAUGUAUGAACAUGUCAAUUCAAAUGAAAUAGCAUCAAGUGAAUAAGAUGAAGUAGGAGGAGAAUGCUGAUGUGGAAGAAACACCCUGUUGGGGUAUAGAUGCUUACACUAGAAAAGUAAUCAUCAACAUACUGCCUUUAAAUUACGAUGAUGCCCAAAAGAACAAAUUUCUGGAGAAAUUAUUAUUAGCUAUCAAUAGACCAUCUGAUAAGGAAAAUGCUUAUGAUAUGAGUUUAGCCUGUGAUUACAUCAUCAAAGAAUCUAAAUUGAUGUCCAGUCAUUACAAUAAAGAGGAUAGGAAAAUGGCUAAAUAGAUAUAAAAGGUCCUUAAGUAUGAUACAGAGGGAUUCAGGAUACACACUAAAGGAUUUGGAUUGGUUUGUGUUAACAAGUAAGGAAUCAAGAACAAUUCAUUGAUUAUUCCCUAUUUGGGUGAAAUAUAUCAACCUUGGAGAUGGUAUGAGAAGCAAGAUUUUAUUAAGAAAUAAAUGAAGGAACAUAAUCAGAAGGACAUAUUACCUGAUUUCUAUAAUAUUAUGUUGGACAUUCAUAGAGAUGAUAUCAAAGGAAUUGAUUUCUUGUUUGUGGAUCCUAUUAAUAAAGGCAAUUAUUCAUCUAGAUUAAGUCACUCUUGUAAUCCUAAUUGUGGCACAGUUACUACUGUUAGUAAUGGUACAUAUGUAAUUGGAAUGUAUGCGAUGAGAGAGAUUCAAUAUGGGGAGGAACUUACUUUUGAUUAUUGCUCAUUCACUGAGAGUAAAUAAGAAUAAUUGUAAGCCUUAUGUUUGUGUGGAAGUGAGAAAUGCAAAAUUUAUUACUUACAAUUAUCGAAUUGUAAGGAGUACAAUGGUAUAUUGGACAAAGAACAUUGCUUUUUAACAAGGAAUGCUAUUUUAUUGAAAUCCUGCAGCGACAACGUAGAUAAAUCGAAUGAGGAUUCAGAGUUAUAUAGUAAAUACAGAAUUGGAUCUAGUGUUUUGAAUGAUUGUCCAUUGUGGUUAAAGAAUUGGGUUGGCUAUAUUUUGAAAUUCAUUGAUCAAGAACGUCAAACGUAUAAGAGCGAAUUGAAUUUGAAGUACGAAUAAACAGCAGAGGUGGAAUAGUGGAACCAUUUCACUGCGACUCAACAUUCAGAAGAUAGGAUUUAGAAUCUUAUUUUCACUCUAGACAAAAUUAAGUUCUUUUUAAAUAACAGUGACAGCAGCGAACCACCAAUCUCAAUAAUUGGAGAUAGUGAUUUAUUGGAUAGUUUUUGGAAAGACUAUUCCUCAGGAACAUCAAGUGAAUGCUCAUUCUUUAAUGAAUUGUAUCAACUAUUUCAAAAGCACAAUCAAAAAAAAAUGAUUGAAUUAAUUCAUGUGAUCUACAAAAAAAAACAAUAGCUGCAUGAUUACAAAGAAAACAUUCACAAUAUCCAUAGAUAGGAACUCCUGAUAACUAGAAUGCUAUUUUUGACUCUGUCACAUAUGCUCAUGUAACAAUAGUACACUUUCCAUCAUGAAGCCUUGUCUUUGAUUCUUUACAUGAUGGCCUAUACGUACACAUACUUCAAACCCUAUGAGUACACUGGGUUUUCAUCACCUCCAAUUGAGGAUUUAGAAUGGAGGAAGGUUGGGGCCUUUAAAAAGAAGUGCAAAAGCGAAGGAAGAGCCUAUUCUUCUUAAUUUGUUUGGGGAUAAUUGAUAGGAUGGUUCAAAUAGACUGUGGCAGCACCUUAAGCUUCACUCUCAUAAGACAGAAGAGGAACUCUAUCAUAUCCAGCCAUUUCCUCUUUUGAUAAAGCAGGUGACAAAGCCUAUCCAUUUUAAUAAUCCAAGGCCUAGAGUAGUCGUUCUUAUUUCAUCCAGCAUUUAUUGGAUAAGCCAAGCUACAUGUGGCCACCUGAAACUGCCAGUUGGAGUUACAAAAACACAUACAAAAUUUAUGGGACAAUCUUGUUUGAAUAAUUUUACUCAACUGAACUAGAAGAGGAUUUCUUGGAUGAAGUUCUAGCAAGCCAUACCAGAGAUUAUGAUUCAAAGUUUUAGCUCUUUGUCAAAUACGAAUCCAAAAAAUUUAAACAUUCUCUUGAGCUUUUUGACAAAUUCAAGGAGAUUUUCAAACCUUACAUUGGAGACAAUUAGUUAAAUUAUAAAGAUGUCAUUGUUGCUCCAUUAAGAUAUAGAAGAUGUAAAUUCGAAAAUAACUCAAAAAGAGAAGCAUAUAUUGAGAGUUUAAGAGCAGAUGGAAAAUCAGAAGAGGCCGAUCUUAUAUAGAAAUUCCCAUUCAUAAGUUAUGCGAUAUGA